Messenger RNA from Didymosphaeria variabile, 855 nucleotides. RefSeq lists its product as uncharacterized. The coding region runs from base 1 to 855 and encodes 284 amino acids. The record is from RefSeq and is a predicted model, not a curated record. Lineage: Eukaryota; Fungi; Ascomycota; Dothideomycetes; Pleosporales; Didymosphaeriaceae. The transcript has a single exon.
AUGUCUUUUCUUCAAAAUAGCAUCGACUCUCUCUUCGAGGAGAACGUCCCAUCUCCUCUCUACCUUCUCCCAGCGGAAAUCCGCAACAACAUCUUCAAGGAAGCCGUCUUCGAUGGCAAGGCGGCCCUCACUAUCGAGAUCAAUGAGACAGGCAAAAUCAUCUUUCCUCCGCUGAUGGCUGUCUCCAAGCAAAUUCACAAUGAGACAUACGGCUACAUUGCCGCAGCCCUCCGGAACCCUGCCACAAAAUUCGAAGCCAAAGUGCGUGGUUACGAUGCCAAACCCCUUCUCGCUACCAUUCAACGCAUCUCUCAGCAAACAGGGAGUGCGCAAAGCGAGUUGGUGGCACGCACUCACGUGCGCUUUGUUGGGGGCAUGGAUAUGGGUAGGCUACUCGUGUGGAUCCAGGGUAACAUCACAAACCCCAAGGCCACUCCCGUCUUCCCCUUCGAGAAGAUGGAUAUCCCACACUUCGCGGGCGAAAACGUCUUCGAAGGAAGACUGUCUCUCAAGUCGCACAUCAUCUCCUAUCAGCAGUUUGAGAAGCGCGACAAGCUUGUUACGUGGAAUUACUACGCAAGGGAAUUCCUCACCACUCUAGAAGUCAGACAGUUGGAGGUGCUUGGCGAGACAAAACAGGACUUGUGGCUGGAUGAAAGCGAUGCUACAAUCCAGGCGGCUGUCUUCAAGACGUUUGCUUGGUGGCACGAUAUCUUUCUUCAAAAGAAGAAGAUCCAAGCUCGCGUUCUUGGGCUAAAAGAGCGGAAGCGCGUGGAAGACGAUCACAUCUAUGUUGCUUCGGCGAUGUCGGAAUUUGGACACCACCUUGAGAUGGCAGCGCAGCGCUGGCAGUAG